Molecule: messenger RNA, 6779 nt
Organism: Poeciliopsis prolifica (blackstripe livebearer)
Lineage: Eukaryota; Metazoa; Chordata; Actinopteri; Cyprinodontiformes; Poeciliidae
Gene: vwc2l
Product: von Willebrand factor C domain containing 2 like
Exons: 4
Coding region: 809-1513 (234 amino acids)
Biological process (GO): negative regulation of BMP signaling pathway
Cellular component (GO): AMPA glutamate receptor complex
Molecular function (GO): protein binding
Source: RefSeq, a predicted model, not a curated record
CCAAGGUUCUGAAAGUCGGGCGCGCUCCCUCUUCAGUCUCGCCUACUGGCGAUUAAUGCAAACCUCAACUGCAAAAUCCUCUAAUGACUGCCUUCAUUCAGAAGUGCUUUGCUUCUCCCCCACCCCUUUUUUUUUGUGCAGAAUCUUUCGUCUUAGUCAUAGUGGAUUUUUGUUUUACAAUGCAACCGCUGGAUGUACGCUCGCAUAUAUGCGCAACAAGACUGAGAGCCGCUGACCAACCUGCAUCAUUUGGAUAUACUGACUAUACUCUGGAUUCUCAAGGAACGCUAUACGGAGGAUUUUAAGCAGUUUUCUCUUUCCUUUUUUGUAGCUUUGCGCGUCCGUGCCGCAUGCUGCUGCACGUGAACUGCGAUAUUGUCUCAGAAAGGUGAGUCGGAUAAGGGUAAUGAUGACACAGACCUACUUUUUCGUGAAUGUCACCGUCUUUGCAUCUGCAAAGAGCGAAGAAGAAAAGGCUGAUCACUACUUGCUUUUGAACCCAUAAUCCACGAGGGAGGAGGGGAACAACAGUGUUACGAGGAGCCUUGUGAAUCUAAUGCGUGGAUGAGAGUGAAGUUUCCAAUGGGCAAGGCGACUAUCUGAGGUCUGUUCCAGCAAUCCGUGCUCUGGAUGUUUUUGGCUUCACACAAAGAGGAUAUCAAGAUUUUUUUUAAAUAACAAUAACCACGAGCAUUUCUUUCGGAUACACGAUGACAGCAGUGAUAUCGAUGAUAGCAAUGAUAAAGACCUGGUCGGAUCCGGAGAGAAUACCCGGAGCUUAGAGAUGACAUCCACGCAGUCGUGUUGAAUGUGGAUGUUAACGCCGCGGGGAAGGAUGGGCCCUCUCCUCUGGACCGCCUCCGUCCUCCUCCUGUUUCUCCUCCUGGCCCUGAGCGUCGCGUCUCCGGCCACCGUUGGCAACCCCGAGGAUUACGUCGCCGACGAGGCAGAGCGGACCGCCGCGGAUAACAUAGUCUUUGACGACUACAGGGGGAAGGGGUGCGUGGAUGACAGCGGGUUCGUGUACAAGCUGGGAGAGCGUUUCUAUCCGGGACACUCAAACUGCCCGUGCGUGUGCACGGAGGACGGGCCCGUGUGCGACCAGCCCGAGUGCCCGAAACUGCACCCCAAGUGCACGAAAGUAGAGCACAAUGGAUGCUGCCCCGAGUGCAAGGAGGUUAAAAACUUUUGCGAGUACCGAGGGAAAACGUAUAAAAUCCUGGAGGAAUUCAAGCCGUCGCCCUGUGAAUGGUGCCGCUGUGAACCAAAUAACGAGGUACACUGUGUGGUGUCCGACUGCGCUGUUCCAGAGUGUGUCAACCCUGUUUAUGAGCCGGAGCAGUGCUGUCCCAUCUGUAAACAUGGUCCAAAUUGCUUUGCCGGAACGACGAUCAUCCCAGCCGGAAAGGAUGUAAAGGUGGACGACUGCACCAUCUGCCGCUGCCACAACGGAGACUGGUGGAAGCCGGCGCAGUGCUUGCGGCGGGAAUGUCUCAACGGCCAGUCUUCAUAAAGAGAGACUCCACUGCGGAUGGUGAAUAAACUCAGGCGAAGCUCUGCCUACUGCGCCAUUUUAUAUGAUUGGCAGGGCAUGAGCACAAUUCCUACAAAAAAACAACAACAAAACAUCAAAAAAACAAAGAGUAAAAAGAAAACAAGAGACAGUGUAGAAUUAAAGAGACGUUCUCACGGACUUCACACAAGUACAACAUUUUUGCCAGUGAGAAGAUAAUGGGACUUGUCUCACGGCUGUUCCAGCCCUGCAGUUUUACUCGGCCUAUAUAUUUUCAAAAGUUAUCUCUGCUGCUUUCUCUCAGAAACUUUCUAAGCUUCUUGAACUCUUUCCUAUCCACCGGCAAUGUUGAACUGCUCAUGUCAAUUUUCUGUAUGUAUGUCUUCAGCUUGUUGUUACUAUGUGUUCUUCACGGCCACGCUGGUGUUGUAAAGUUUGAACAGCAAGAAAAAAAAAAAAAAAGAAAAAAAAUUGAAAGCACACUUUACUGAGCUUUUUUAUGUUCUCCUGGUUAUACUAGGAUUACCACUGCAGAUAAACUUGAGCUCCCCAACUUCCCUCCGAGAGCUUGUUUACAAAAGGCACAUUAACGUUUGUCUUCAUAAGACUUUUUAAAAUCAAUGUGGCUGUUGCUCAUCUAUACCCUGCCAUUGUGAUAUUUCAUAAACCACAAAAAUCCUAAGAUUUUUUGCUUUAUAAGUAUCCCGUUACUUUGUGCCAUGUCUCUGUGUAAGAGCAGCACAAACUGAGGAGGUUAGCAUUACCAUGUGUAGCUGAGGCGCAAGCAAGAUGGCAGCCACUGCAAACCUUUUGAUGAGCAGAAAGCUAGUCUUUCCUGACCAACUGGUUUCUUUGUUUGUUUUUCUUUUCUCCGAGAUGAAGAUCUGUCAACUAACUAGCUGCUUGAACUUGUUAUCAAAGCACUUAGUGAGCCAAGAGCAACCUGCUUUAAUUUUCCUUAAUCAGGAGUAUUCUGUAAUAAAUCAUCCAGCUGGGUGCUUGGCAAAGCCUGCUUGCUGGGCACAUUUAACAUGAACCGGCACACAAAGGGGGGGAAUCUGCACAUGGUGAAGCGCUUUUUAGGCAGCAUUCACAAGUGUGAUGUCCAUGUGACGAUACAGCCGUGUCAUUCAUCCACUAUCUCAAGACAGUUUGUUGCUCUGAACUCACUGAGGCGCAUAAACCACAUGCAUAAGGCGCGCUAAGAUACAGAGCUCUAAAAUGUAACACUGAUUAUGUCACACAUUUUCACUCUGUUCUCUCUUAAAUGCAUCAGAAUGUCUCAGCCAGUGUAGAGCAGCUAUGUGGCCAUCGCACUGAUAAACAGCAAGGCGGAUAUAUUGAAGCACCAUAAACAUAAAAUCUUUCACUUGAUAAAUACUACUCAUUAAUCCAAAGGUGAUUUUCCAUAUGCUCCCGCCAUUCAUCACAAGGAUUUUUUUCCCCGCGUUUCAAGAAAAUCUGUUUCCGUUAACCUUUUAAACCCCAUUCCUGUGCAGUGAUGGAUGUGUUGCUUAAUAGCAGCUUCUAGCCCUCUGUAAUGAGACAGCAAUGAACAGAGGAUUAAAGACCUGUGACUAAAGAGGUAUGUCACCUUAAAAGGCAUUAAAACUAAUUUUGGAAGGAUCCCAAAGUAUGGAUAUCUGCUGCAUGUCUUGAAAAGUAAAUUGGUUAAAGUUCAGUUUUGAAGAGGCUGUUUGGAAUCUUUGAAAUUUAUGUUUCAAGGUUUCAAGCAGUUAAUGUCUUACCAACAGCAAAUAAAUAUCUUUGCAUCGUCAUUUAGUGUAAACCCAUAUUAUUCGGUCACAGACCCAAGAUCAAAUUAGAUCACCUUUGUAUAGCAAUUGUCAAAAAAACAGAUUAAAGUUUAUGUAAAUGUUAUUUUAUUUUAUGAAGCUUUUAAUUGUUAUCAUCACUCUUGCAUUAUAUGGCUAUUUUCACAAAAGCCAAUGAGUAUUUAUACAGGAAAUGAAGGAAAGAGAUUUGGUACCACCAAUAAUGUUCCCACAUGAAAUGUAAUUAAAAAAAAAAAGUAUUUCUGGUCUGCGUAAUUACCUAAUAGUAAAGUAAGUCCUGUAAAAUGAAUGUAAAAAUGUUCACUUAAAUUUAUGUUUUUGAUUUUUACUGUAGUUCUUAAUAUUUUACAAAAUAUCACUUACACAAAUUAUUAUAAUGGCGAAGUUGCUUUAGUGUUGUUUGUCAUGUACUAGCCAUUAUCUUGAGCCUUUGUGAGCCAAUCUGGGUUUACACUAAGUGAAGUUAAUAGGUAAGCUUUCUGCUCAUAACCCAGUAAAAUAACCCUAUUUCAAAAAUCCGGGGUGCCAACUUAAAUCGAGAAGAGAUUUUAGGUAAGAUUCUUUGAAGAGAUCAUCAAACUUCCACUGUAGUAAUCCAACAAGAUAUUGCAAUAAUUUUGCUGUAAAAUUAUAAUUCCUCAGUAAUACACACAUAGUGUCUUCACUUACUGUGAAACAAUAAAAUGACAUAUUAUGAAGACAAAUAGAGGAACAUUAAAGUUUAAUUAGGUGGAGUCAAUAAUAUUACUUUUAAAAAAUGGGGAAUGGAAUGUAUAUAUAUAAUCCUUGAGUUACUUAACCCACUCCCACAGCAUGAGAACCAACCUGGCUUUAAAAAUACAGCACAAGAUGCCAUAUGCCAUUAUUUGCACCUCUUAAUACUUGUUCUUGAGGUAAUUAAGUCCUCUGUGAAAUAAAAUUCCUCACAACUGCACCACAGGGGAUUAAUAUAGUUAUCUAAUCCCAUCAACUCAAGUUGCACUUAAUUUUUGAUUUUGAGGCAUCGGUUCAGUUGGUCUAUGCAUUUUCCAAUUAUCCUUUGUUCACAGAUGCAGACAUCCCAGGGAAAAUAGCUGGUGAAUAUGCUGUUUCUCUAAAUUUCCAAGUCUGUUGGAGCUUAAGGCAUUGAAUUGUUACAUGUUAACUUGCUAAUACAAAGCCUUCACUGAUAUCUACAGUCAGUGUAUGACAGUCAUACUGUCAUGCAUUCUUAACAUUUUAAUCAAAAUGCAGUAAAUCAUAUCAAUUUGAAAAUGUGGGAAAAAGGCUAAAAUGCCGUCAUUUUAUACAACUGCAUCAAAAAUGGCUACGAAAACUUGAAAACUCUUAUGAAACAGUAUAUAUCCACUAGUGCUUAGGAUACUAGCAUUGCAUCCUAAGUACAAAGUAUUUAAACUUUUCCAUUUUAGGAAUCAGCUAAAAUUGCAGACUGACUUUUUCUACAAACUUUCACAGCAAUCUGUGUGACUUCAGAUAACAAUACUAACACAUAACUUCACACAUAUUUACUUUUAUAAAAAUGCCAUGCUAUCUAAGAGCAACAACAGAGUUUGAAUCAUUUUCAUCUUUUAGCUGCUUUGAUUUAUCAUCUUUCGUUGUGCACAGACAGAGCUCAUCUAUCUGGUGAGAGGUCUGCAGGCUCAUAAAGCAACACUGACAUAAAUGGUUUAUCAGCUGCACCCUCUGUGCUCCAGACAUUUCAGAAUUAUGAAAGGAAAUUCAUUCAUCAUAAUUACUUUAAAUGCCAUCUAAUUAUUCAGCUUUUAUAUGUAGGGAGAAAAAAAAAUGUUAGAAUUACUGGUCAAAGGUGAGACUGACUGAACAGAAAGAAAGAGAGUUCAAACUGACAGCACCACAUACUGUAUGGACGGGACUCAAAGGCUACGUUGCCACCACAGAUGCCUUCUUGCUACUAUUCCAGAUAAGAUUCACAAAGUGUGGCUUUUGGCAAUUACACAGACUGAACAGCUCUGGACUUUUCUAAGUGCUGGCUUGUAUCGUUCCUCCUUGCUGUGAUUUACUGUGAUAUUUUACCCCCCAAACUAUUCAUUGUUUUAUCCUCCAACAGCCAGUGGGUUCAACACGAGUACAAGGACAAGAGCAGUUCAUUCACAGUCGAAACUCAAGAGGCUGGAUCUAAAAAUACACAAGCAUUUGAUAAAGGUAAAAAAAAUAAAUAAAAAAAAGAGAGAGAAAGGAAAAGAAAAAGAGAGAGAAUAUGCAAAAGUGGUGGAUAUGAUUUGCACACGAAAGCUACUUGAUCCUUAUUGCAAUGUGACAUUGUAGCUCACUGUAGUGCUUGCUCUCACAAAUGCAUUUCCAACGCCUCUGAAGCGCACAGCUUUUAGCAAACUAAAUUGGAUGAACAAUGGUUUCUCAUUUUCUUGAUAUGGUGAGCUGCUCUCAUUGCCUGAGCUGGAAAGUAGAAUGAUAGAAGGUGAAGUGGUUGUCAACAGAAAGUAAAACAGCCUAGACUUUAGAUCAAGUGUUGCUGCAAAUGUUGGAGCACAGUUGUUAUUCAGGUUUCUCUCAGAGAGCAAAUCAAUCAGGAAACUGUACAUUUAUAGCUGGAUUUAUGCUUCAUUGCCGUAGAUUGGAUGCAGAAAUGCAACAGCGCCACAUUGCUGCAUUUGUUUUUUGUUUUUGUUGAUUUGAAUUUUAAGUAAAGUCACUUGUUAAUCACUAGAUUAGCUCAGUGGCUUUUUUUUACAAAUUACAUGGUUAAGCAUACAGCCGCAGGCUUUAGUAAAACAAAACACACUACCUUUCAAAAAAGCAGCACAUAUCUGCUGUUCUCCUAACCUUCCAUUACUAUUCUCCUUGAAAAUACGUGGAAGGACAGAUCGGCUGCUCUGUCUGUUUUUGUGGACUUUCUUGCAAGGCAGUUGAGUCUUUUUGUAUGUUUGCAAAUGUUUUGUUCAAACAGUUCCAUCUGUCCUGUCUUCACACUGCAGGCUUGUACAUCGGCAUUUUGUACAGGUUCCCCCUUUCUGCUUUUUCCACGAGACACCGACUUACUGUAGCUGGAAACUAUCAACGAUUGUGUUUUUUCCCCUUAUUAUUUCAUUCUGCAACAAAACUGUUAAAUGAAGUGUGCCUGAAAACCAACACAGAUCUGGUAAAGAAAGAUUAAAACACUGUUACUAUACAAUCAAUUGUAUUAUUCUUUGGGUGGGGGGCAAGCACUAAGGAUUUGUUGAUAGUGGACUCAGAUCAUAGGAACAUUUUAACUCAUGAGCAUAUCUGAUUGUAUUUGAAUACAUGCUCACACAAGUUCAACUGAAAUUGAAAAACAGAGUCCAAAUUUCAAAGCAAUCCUUGGUGCUCCACAAGUUGUUUAUAUGUAAAUAUCUUCAAAAGUAAAAUGUGUAUUCUGAAAUCUCAGCUGGAGUAAAAGAAAAUGUCAUCAGAAAUUACAAAAUAUGUAUUAUUCAUUUAGACAACAAAAUAUUUUGUUAAAUAGACAUAAA